This is a messenger RNA of Anopheles cruzii, 2757 nucleotides long. RefSeq lists its product as uncharacterized. The record is from RefSeq and is a predicted model, not a curated record. Lineage: Eukaryota; Metazoa; Arthropoda; Insecta; Diptera; Culicidae. The coding region runs from base 1 to 2757 and encodes 918 amino acids. The transcript has 3 exons.
AUGUCGCGCGCACGGUGCUGCACGCUGACUUUUGUAUUAAAUUAUUUGAAGUUAAACGAACCAGGUGACGAACACACGAAAAAUCCCGGUAAAAUCUUCGCGCUUUCGGUCCAAUGCGGCGAUUCGUGUGUGGAAACUUCGGGUACGCUCGAUUCGUUGAACCAAGAACGGCCGGGAAAUGUGGUGUGCUUUGCCCUUACUCUGUUCAGCGUGAGUGGAGCGAAUUGUAGAGAAAAAUUUAUCGAAUUUCUAACCCGGAACACGAUCAAGCUGGUGCUGCGAGAUGAAAAAAAGAUCUGUUGCACUGGAACUCUGAGGCUGUGGAACUACGAAGUGGAUCAGUUCGACCCUGUUGCUGUGCAGCUAGAAUUCAACCUUGUUGAUCCGCAAACACUGUGGCCUGUCGGAGUAGGAAGCGUGAUUUUACAAUUCUCCGUCGAUAAGCCCACCGUUGACCAGACGAGCAUCAUGUACGUCAUUAAUGAUCAGGCGGAUCAAGGCAAGCCGGAACGGACCGCACGGCGAAGUACUGUAGUGGAGGCACUGACAUGUGAGACGUGUAACGGUCUGCGAUCCACGGAAGAACUCGAUCUUCAGUACGAGCUAGUCGAAGGGAUUCUGCACAGCAAAGCGAUGGGUAGCACCGAACGAGCGAUUCUUCGGAUCAAAGAGAAGGUUCGGGGGGUCGUUUUGGACGAAACAAUCGGAAGGCGCGACACCUUCACGCCCGACGAAUCCGAUGACCUCGGGGAGCGUUGUUGUAACAUCUGCGGUGGGCUAAGUGUAACCGGGGCAACUUGUGGGGCGAAAGAGACCGACGCCAUGGGCAGGCAAUCGAGCCGAAGUAGUCGUCAACCGGACAGCAGCGUGCGCCCUGAACUUUGCAAGCGAUCCGAAAAGAAGCAAACGACCGCCAAUCGUUACUGCGACCGUUGUAACGCGUGCCUGAACUGGCUUCCGGACUUCUGCCGCUGCCCGAAGUGUGGCCACAAAAAGUCUCAAGCCGCAGAAGGUGGUCACCACGUGCGGCCAUCUAAAUAUUGGGCGGCUACAGAGGCGACACUUUCAUCAGCGGAGAGAAGCGCAUCGAACUCCACCGCCUCCGUCACGGUGGUGGCGUCCUCACAGUCCUGUCCCAUCUGCCACCUUCGCCAAGGACGAUGUGUGGAUUGUUCGAAUGAAAUCGAACAGCGCAAACAAGGUGCCUCUUCCGACUCGGAGCUUCUGGAACAACAGCGCUCAGCGGCGCGUCCUGUCACAAGACGACCCCCGCUAAAGGACCGUCAGCGAACUCGGACAUCGAGCAAACGGUACUCGGUGGAAGUGCGUGAACCAACUGUACAGAGCGAACGGUUGGCACGGCUGCGUAAAGCGUAUGCGGCCCAAUCGCCAGACAGCCAUCCAUCGGACAUGGCAAAAGCUCAUCCACUGACCGCCGCUCAGAUUCGCAAGCACCACAGCAAAUUCCUGCGCAAGGUUGGGGAACAGAACCGGAGUCGCUAUUCGUACCGGUUUGGCAAGCGACCGUCUGGGAUCGUGGCCGGUCAUAAGGGCUGCAUGAAACAGGAGGUACUCGUUCCACCGUACAUGGGCUGGCGGUGGAAUAUCGCUACCCUGGGCAUCGGAAAGCACCGGCCCGGGUGGCGCCCUGGUGCCGUCCGCAAACCGAUCAUGAUGCUCAUGCAACACUUUCUCAAGUGCUUUCCGAUGGACAUCGUGCCUGUUUCGACGAAAACGGGAUGCCCUCUUCACGGCAACCGCCCGCCACCGGCCGACGGCGACUGUUGGGACGAAAAAGGUCGCCAGAAGCCGACGCUGCAGGUCAUCAAAAAGCACGGCGAAUACUGCAUCACGAUGAACCCUCUGCGGGACUCGGAAGCACUGCGAACGGCCAGCAAACCUCAGCUGCCGUGUAAGCCGAUCACAUUUAAACUGUCCAAAGAUCCUCGUCUGACCAAAUUGUACAAGCUGCGCCAUGCGCUGAAGCAGAAGUCUCUAACGCUCUGCGGAUGCAAACAGCUGGAAAAUUGUAACCAUCGCACGGAGCGAGAAAAGAAGUUGCUGGGCGAUGAGAUACGCCUCGCGGCGAAAGGGCUGGGACUGCCGGCGGACACAACCGUCGCCGACUUGCCGAGCGAGAGUGAAAGCGAGAUUGACUUUGAUUUCACUCCACCGUCUGCGAUCAUUCGGGUUGACGUCACCAAACCGGACGUGGUGCUGACGGGGACACAGUACAGCCAAGGUGACUACGAAGUUACCGAGCCACGAGUGGUGCCACGUGAAACAAAGGCUAGGGCCAGGAGUACGCCUGGUGCCGCUCCUGGAAGCUACAUCCCCAAACCAAUUGCUGCUGCAGGCCAUCCCGGUGGCCCGAAGGUCACAGCGGGAACGAAGAUUAGCAAACCAGCGAAGGCGGCGGAAAGCUCGUCUAAGACCGGCGCUGGGCCGGGCAAACCAGUGAAGCCUGCUGAAGGCUCAUCUAAGACCGUAGCCGAGCCGACCAAAUCAACAAAGGCUGGGGAAGGCUCGCGUAAGCCCGGAACCCAAUCCGGAGCCGACCGGAAGACGAAUACACCAGCUCGUAAGAGUGUCUACUUUACGGGUAGCGCAAAACCUAGCACUGCACCACCACCACCCCGAAAAAGCGUAACCAGCAUAGCACAACCUGCCACCAGGAAGGACCAGAUUGCACAGGGUGUGAAGACGAAAGUCGCCCCGAAGGUUCCGGUUCCGCCGCGGAAACCAUCUAAGCCGUAA